AUGAUCUUCCCUUCCUUCUUCGUCGCGCUGCUUAUCGCGGCCCUCGCCGCCGCCCAAGACAGCAACACAACUACGUACAACGUGACCAUCUCCUGGUACGGGACCAACGACCCCAAGGGCUCGCCCAACUGCAACAGUAACACGGUAGCGUGCGGGUUCUACACCUAUCCCGGCUACGCGGCAGCCGUGUCGCAGAACCUCUUCGGCGCCGGCCCCGGCGAGGGCAAGGGCCCCGCGUGCGGGACAUGCUACCGCCUCACCGUCGAGACAGACGCGCAGGGCGGCAGCGCCGUGCCCAACGCGGGGUCCAGCAUCGUGGUGAAGGUGAACAACCUGUGCCCCGCGGACGGGGAUGACCCGAUCUGCGCGCAGCCCGACCUGCAGACGCCCAACCAGUACGGCGGGGUGGUGGACUUCAACCUGUGCAACGACGACGGGGCGCACGCGGCGCUGCUGGCGCCCGCCGGCACGGGGCUGGCGGGGGGCACGGCGGUGAUGGUGGGCUGUGGGGAGUGGAACGGGACGGAGAAGACGGACUGUGGGAGCUUGUGCGGGCAGAGUGGGAAGGACGGGCAGGGUUUGGGGGGUAUAUGA
This is a messenger RNA of Diaporthe citri, 594 nucleotides long. RefSeq lists its product as uncharacterized. The transcript has 3 exons. The record is from RefSeq and is a predicted model, not a curated record. The coding region runs from base 1 to 594 and encodes 197 amino acids. Lineage: Eukaryota; Fungi; Ascomycota; Sordariomycetes; Diaporthales; Diaporthaceae.